UGGGAUUUGCGCAGCCGCGUUUGAAUACCGGCUCGAGCCAGUAAAGACCUGCCAAAACAGACAGGAACUGAUUCACUGCAGACAAAAAGAUGCGGCUGCUGCAGUCGUGAUAGAUGAAGCAAUUUCGGCUUUUACUAUUUCACUAUUUUAUUUAGCCUAGCAGGAGGAGGAGGCUAGCUAGCUUACAUAUUAGGCUACCAUUUUUUUUUAAAGAAAGAAUUGUCUACGUAAAGUAUUGCUUGGCAAUAUAACGUAACAUCAUAGAGAGACAAUGACAUGACGAGGAGAAAAAAAAAAAAAACUGGCUUUGUUACACGAGAAGGCUGCUCUCCCAACCUCUCUAGUCAACUGCCGGUGGCCUGCUGUAGCCAUGACGAUGCCCCAUUCCCAGCAUUGUUUGGGUCCAAAAGUUUACCCAGAGGUGCCCGAUGGAGGCUGGGGCUGGGCUGUGGCCAUGGCCUUCUUCUUCGUGGAGGUCUGCACCUAUGGGACCCUCAAGAGCCUGGGGGUCUUCCUCCAGGAUCUGAUGGAAGAGUUUGGGGAGAGCAACAGCCGAGUGUCCUGGGUUAUUUCCAUCUGUGUCUUCAUCUUUACCUUCACUGCCCCCCUGUCCACGAUGCUGAGCAACCGCUUCGGCUGCCGCUGCGUGGUGAUGAUGGGGGGCUUCCUCAUCAGCCUGGGAACCAUCAGCUCCGCCUUCACCAACUCCAUCAACGAGAUGUACGUCACCAUCGGUGUUGUCUCAGGCCUCGGCUACUGCUUCAGCUUCCUUCCCACAGUCACCAUCCUCGCCCAGUACUUCUCCAGACGCCGGGCCCUCGUUACCUCUGUCGCUUCCUCCGGGGAAUCCUUCGCCGUAUUCGCAUUUGCUCCAGCUUUCACUAUACUGAAGGAACACAUUGGCUGGCGCUACUGUCUGGUCAUCCUCGGCACCAUACAGGCUUCUGUGAUUGGCUUUGGGCUUCUCCUCCGUCCAAUCAUUAUCGAGCCAGAGCCUGCGAAGGAGGACAGUGAAUCAGACAAUGGGUCUCUCUCUCUGAAGCAGCUGCAGACUGCUUACGAGCUGGAGAACGAGCAAACCAGGACCUCCAUCAGCUCAGGGGUCUCCCAGGGUUCAGGGGACUCGGGUGUCAACUCCCUCUCUACUUCAGACGGAGACCUGAGGACUGCAGGUGAUGAAAGCAAGGCUCUGAAGGAGUGGGAGGUGCAGGACCAAGAGGGCAGGGAGCCAUCUCUGUCCACACCUCCCACCCCAGGCAAGGAGAUGGAUGAGGCAGGUCCUCUCCAUCCUUCCAGGCCCAAACUUCUGGACUUCUCUGUGCUUAAAGACAGGGCCUUUAUCUGUUACUCCCUGUUCGGCUUGUUUGCCACACUGGGCUUCUUCGCCCCGCAGCUCUACAUCAUCGAGCUGAGCAAGAGCCGGGGCGUGGAGCCCAGCAUGGCCUCCUACAUGCUCUCUGUGAUGGCCGUGGCCGAGAUCUUCGGCCGCCUGUCCAUCGGGCUGGUGUUGAACAGAGUCCGGUGCAGGAAGAUCUCGGUGCUGCUGGGCUGUGUGGUUCUGCUGUGCCUGGUGCUGGUGGCCUUCACGAUAGUGUGGGAGUUCUGGGGCCUGGUGGUCUGCUGCGCCCUCUAUGGCUACUUCAUGGGCACCGUAGGCUCCACUCACAUCCCCAUGCUGGCGGAGGAGGACGUGGUGGGCAUCGAGAAGAUGGCUUCAUCUGUGGGAGUGUACGUCUUCAUCCAGAGCUUUGCUGGGCUGGCAGGGCCACCCCUUGGAGGUGUGUUGGUGGAUGUCACCAAGAACUACGGCGCUGCCUUCUACUCCUGUGCGGCGGGCAUGGGCCUCAGCGCCAUUUGCCUGGCUCUGGUCGGCCCCGCCAAGUCUGGCAUGUGCCAAAGACGGAGCAGAAACCAAGAGAAAGGCAGGAGCAUAGAAGAAGAAGAAGAAGAAGAGGAGAAAAUGUCUCAGGACAGCGGCCAGGCUGACUAUCUGGAGGUGGACUUGGCCCUGGAGUACAGUCCGGUCAGACAGGCUGCGGAUCAGGACAACGCCUCUGUAAUAGGAAACUGACUACAGCAUGUAGUACCGGUGUUUUCUCUGCAGAGCCAGCCCAAUUUUACUGGUGUGUCCUGCUGCUUUCACGUUCUGUAAUCCUCCCAGAAAGCUGCUCGAGAUCCUGAAAGCCUGUUCUUGACCAGGUACCAUCCCCUCCGACUAACACACACAGGGAAGCAAAAAAAAAAAAAACAUCUUCUCUGACAAGCUACCGGUUACCGGCUUUGUGUGUGUGUGUAAUUCUGUUUUCCUGCACUCUGGGCACAUGACACUGUGAGAGUGGGGGCUAUCCCCACAUAGUGGCCUCUCGAGCCAAACACUUGUAACACCAUUUUAAAACUUAGACUCUAGAAUAAUGUUACAUACCAGCAGCAACCACAGAUGUUUUAUGUCAUGCAUUAAUCCAGAAUUAUAUUCAUUUCUAAAUUCUCUGUACAACUUCAACCACACUUUUUUUCUGCUGCCUACAGGUGGGGCUUUGCUCCACUUGACCCAAAUGACCAGUCGCCUCAAAGUAUGUGUGUAUUUAAAAAAGGUGUGAAGGACCGAUUUAACAGGAGAGAAACUCCACAUGAAGCAGAGUCCCCCCCCCGCAGCCUUAGAUCGUCUCCACACCCAACACAACACAACUUGAAGUUUACUUCACAAACCUUUCCUUUAGCACUGUAUAACCUUUAUUUAAACUGAUAAAUGAAAAUAUGAUGCAACUUUUUAUAAUAUAACCUUUUCAGUUUUUUUAUUGAAUUGAUUACCAGGCGGGUUCCUGUCUGUUAAGUUCUGUAGUGCUUUCAUUAUGUAUUUUUUUUUAAAUAAAAUCUCCUCCAAACUCAA
This is a messenger RNA of Perca flavescens (yellow perch), 2887 nucleotides long. It is a transcript of the gene slc16a6b, whose product is annotated as solute carrier family 16 member 6b. NCBI's taxonomy places the organism in Eukaryota, Metazoa, Chordata, Actinopteri, Perciformes, Percidae. Gene Ontology annotation, biological process: transmembrane transport; monocarboxylic acid transport. Gene Ontology annotation, molecular function: monocarboxylic acid transmembrane transporter activity. The record is from RefSeq and is a predicted model, not a curated record. The transcript is spliced from 6 exons. The coding region runs from base 371 to 2071 and encodes 566 amino acids.